AAUAGCUUCUAUAAGUUUCCAUCAUGGCUCCUGUGGAUAACUCACCUUCAAGUAACAUGAGUGGUUUUGAAUUAAUUUGUACUCUUCAAUCGAACGAUACUAUUCCGGUUCAUAAAUACAAAUCAACAAAAACAGGAAUUACUCUUUUUAUCGCUGAAGUUAAUGGUCCAGUUGUUGGAGGAAACUUUUGUAUAGCUACUCAAGCUUUUGAUGAUGAUGGAUUACCGCAUACCCUGGAACAUCUGAUAUUCUUGGGAAGUGAAGAUUAUCCUUAUAAAGGUGUUCUUGACCUCUUAGGGAACAGAUGCCUCGCUUCUGGUACUAAUGCUUGGACCGACAAAGAUCAUACUAAUUAUACGAUGACCACUGUUGGCAGUGAAGGCUUUUUGUCAUUGAUGCCAAUUUAUCUAGAUCAUAUUCUUUUUCCUAAUCUUACGGAUCAUGCAUUUCUUACUGAAGUUCAUUACAUAUCAGGUGAAGGAGAAGAUAGAGGAGUUGUUUACUGUGAAAUGCAAAGCAAAGAAAAUACUGGAGAAAGUUUGUCUAUAAAUGAAUUAACUAGACUUAUUUAUCCAGGAAGAUGUGGCUAUAAAUCUGUAACUGGAGGUAUCAUGAAGAAUCUCCGAGAAAGUACAACGAAUGAAAAAGUACGAGCUUAUCAUAGAGAAUAUUACAGACCUGAAAAUUUAACCAUAAUCAUCACAGGUCAGAUACAGCAUGCAGAAGUAUUCAAAGCACUACGUCCAAUAGAAGAGAAAAUUUUGUCUAAAGGUAGUCGCGGGCCUUUUGAACGUCCUUGGCAAGACCCAGUUCCUCCGUUCACAGAAAGUGUAGUUAAAAACAUUUAUUAUCCAUGUGAUGAUGAAGACAAUGGUAUUGUUAGUGUUGGAUGGCGGGGUCCAUCCGGAGUGAGUGAAAUUUACGAUUUCACAGGAUGUUCAUUGCUUCUGAAAUAUCUCACAGAUAAUUCCGUGAGUCCAUUACAAAAAGAAUUCGUUGAAGUUGAUGAUCCCUAUGCAUGUAAUGUUGAGUUAUAUUUAGUAGAAAAUUCAAUAUCAAUGCUGUAUCUCAUGUUUAGCGGUGUUCCUAUUCCGAAAAUACCUUUAGCCCAAGAUCACUUGAAAAAAGUUUUAGCUGAUGUGUAUAAUAAUCCUAAAGGUAUUGAUAUGAAGAGAAUGGCAACCGUAAUUCAUAGACAUGAAUUAGAGACUUUAAGUAAUCUAGAGAACAUGCCACAUGACACAAUGACCUUAGCGAUAAUUGGCGAUGUUCUUUAUGGACAAACUAUUGAUGAUUUAAAGCAACGACUUAAUACUAUUGAUCAUCUUAAAAAAUUAGCACAAGAGCCAGAAUCUUAUUGGUUAAAUCUACUGAAAAAGUAUCUAAUUGAUGCACCAAUGGCAGUUAUAAAUGCAACACCAAGUAUUUCAACGCAAAAAGAAAUGGAAGAGUUUGAAAAAAAGCGCAUCGCUGAAAGAAUUAAAGAACUUGGAAAAGAAGGCUUAGCUAAAAAAGAACAAGAAUACCAAGAAGCUGUAAAACACAAUGAAGCUCCUAUUCCAGAUGAAAUUUUAACUCGUGUUCCGGUUCCAGGAACAGAUUCAAUCAACUUUCAUCACGUAAAGAGCUACUCUACUGGAACUGAAGAUCAACAUCCUCGAUUCGACACUAACAAGAUUCCUAUUUACACUUGUUUAGAUCAUGUAAAUACGAACUUUACGUACAUGUUUAUUAUUAUGGAUACUGCUGGUUUAGAAAGAAAAGCAAGGCCCUAUUUGCCUUUGAUUUUAGAAGCUAUUGGAGAAUGUCCAAUAGAUAGAAAUGGAGAAUUGAUUCCUUAUGAAGAUGUCGUUGCAGAAAUUGAAGCUGAUACUAUUGCUAUUAGCACUAGACUAGGUUUUGAUAGCAGAUCAAGAUUCUCUUGUGGAACGUAUAGUCACAGUGCCAAUUUAAUUCUUCAGAUAGAGAUAUCAAAAUAUAAUAAAGGUAUUCAAUGGAUUAAAGAAUUAUUAUACAAUACGAAAUUCACUCCCGAGAGAUUGAAAAUUAUUGCUGCAAAAUUAUUGAAUGAAAUCACUCAGUAUAAAAAAGCAGGCCACAAAGUCACUGGUGAUUUAAUGAAAGGCAUGAUUUACGAUAAAGACAGUAAUCAUUUCAAUGUUAGUAUGUUGCGUCAACAACAAUUCUUGACCAAGCUUGUAGAAAGAUUGAAUAAAAAUGAAGGUCAAAAGGAAGUCAUCUCUGAAAUCGAAGAUAUCAUGAAGAUUUUGACUUUGAAACGGAACCUGACGCUGUUUCUUGCUUCUAAUGUUGAUAAACUAAGUUCACAAAUAUCAGAACUUUAUUCACCAUGGGAUAUCAUCAAAUUUGAUGAUUCUGAAAAAUCUAAGCUAAACGUGACUCCUGAUUGGAAAUUAAUAAAAGCGAUAAAUGAAAUACCAAUCGAAGGUUGUGUAUUAAGUCUGGGUAGUGCUGAAUCUUCUUUUCUUUCACAUGUUGGACCUUGUCUAAGUGAUUUCGAGAGUUCUGACUUAGCACCAUUACUUGUUUGUCUUCAGUAUCUUACUCAAGUGGAGGGGCCAAUGUGGAGACAAGUUCGAGGACAAGGUCUCGCCUAUGGUUGCAACAUCUAUGCAAAACCAAAUGAAGGUCUUUUAUACUUGACCUUCUACGCGUCUACAGACAUAGUCGCUGCAUAUAAAGAAACAAAAACUAUCAUAAACAAUCUCAUCACCAACAAUUCAUGGGAACAACUCUUGUAUGACUCUGCUAAGUCAUCACUUAUCUUUGAAAUUGUGAAAAGAGAAAAAAGCAUUGGAGAUACUGUCUCUCAGUCAAUUUUGUCAUAUUUUAAAAAUGUAUCUCAUGAUUAUAAUCGAUCCAUGGUCCAGAAAAUUUAUACAGUUGAUAUUAAGGAUUUGAAUGAUGUUGCUAAUAAGUAUAUUAAGCCACUUUUCGAUCCAAAAGUAGGUAAAACAUCGAUAGUUUGUCACCCAUCAAAGGUUUCGGAAGUCGCUGAAGGUUUUAAAAACUUCAGUAAAAAUUUGAAGGUAUUCACGUCACUUGAAAGCAGUUACCUAAAUGAAUGGUAAUUUAUUGACAGCUUUUAUUAAUUAAUUGCUUGCCUAUAUUGAAAAUGAAAGCAAAAAAA
Messenger RNA from Chelonus insularis, 3151 nucleotides. RefSeq lists its product as uncharacterized. The record is from RefSeq and is a predicted model, not a curated record. The coding region runs from base 24 to 3092 and encodes 1022 amino acids. Gene Ontology annotation, biological process: proteolysis. Gene Ontology annotation, molecular function: metal ion binding. The transcript has 10 exons. NCBI's taxonomy places the organism in Eukaryota, Metazoa, Arthropoda, Insecta, Hymenoptera, Braconidae.